This is a messenger RNA of Vollenhovia emeryi, 1667 nucleotides long. RefSeq lists its product as uncharacterized. The record is from RefSeq and is a predicted model, not a curated record. The transcript is spliced from 4 exons. NCBI's taxonomy places the organism in Eukaryota, Metazoa, Arthropoda, Insecta, Hymenoptera, Formicidae. Bases 396 to 989 code for a protein of 197 amino acids.
CAAUGUUCACCGUUACCGUUAACGGGAAUCCCCCGUCAAAUUCUCGUACUAUCGCCGCGUACGAUCGCUAGUGUAACGACGGCUAUCUGUGAUAAUCCGCUGACGUCGCUCGAUGACGAGACGGACAUAUCGAACCGCGUUUAUUUAAGUCACGUGUGAUUUUUCUUGUUAAUUAACGGCGAAAGAGCUCGGUACGCACGCAUGUGUUACUUUUUAACGCCGACCUUUGCGAGUCUGCAACGGAGCCUUAUCGCGCAAAGCUUUGUGUUUUCUCCGUUGACGGAACUCGUCUCGGGUUUCGUUUCUCACUCGAGAUUCCGUUCCUUUGUGACUUCGUUAUUCCGCUUUUCGUUGGUGGUUACAUAUGAUCCGAGAAAACGCUAACACCUUGCCGUAUGAGAGUUAUGUCAGACUAUCGGCUUUCUUUUCUUGUCGGCUGCUUGAAUUGGUUGAUUUUCCUCGCCGGCUCGACGGUUGUCCAGGAGAACGCAGCGGAGGUCGGCGUCGCGCCCAGAAUCCUGUCGCGACCUAAGAGAUACUUGAUUUUUCCGCAGGGUAGUAAUUUUCAGUUAGUGUAUUGUCUGACUAUCGGAGCGUACGGCCGAGACGGUGAUUUGGUGCUGGGACUGACAGCCGCCUUGGCCUGGGAACUUCCGAAUAAGGUCGACUCAAAGAUAUCGAAUUUGCUUCACCGUAGAAGCCGGAGCGUCGUAUAUCCGAAAAUGGAGGCUUUCUUGCAAUCCGCCGGCCUCGAUGGCAGAUCCUGCGUGAUGAGGGCACUCUGCGAGGCAGGCCAGCGAGAUCCUUCCCAGAUAGGCACGGGGUCCUUCGUCCAGGAGCUCCUUCAUGCAAUUUUCACAUUGCCAAGAGACGGUGCCAGAUUCGAGCGAUCGCAGGACCGCGCUUACGAUCUCGCGUACGAGGCGGGCGGAAGCUGCGAACGGCUGUAUCCCACGUGUCGGCACUCCAUUUACGACGUGGACUUUUGAAGCUGCGGCAGAAGCUGCGACAGACCUUUCAUCACGCCGUCCGGCAGGCCGCGGAACGUAAAUCUGACGAGAAACUUGCCGCGAAGCCUCGGCAAAGUUUUUCUGGCAACCGGCCCGUUGCCGCGGCGAUUUUUCCGCCUGACGCAUCGGCGGCCUCGCGCAUCGUUUCCGCGCCACGCGUCGGACUGACGACUGAUAAAACGGUCAACUUGUUGUGUUGUCGGCUUAUCGUCGCUACGAACUUUUCAAACGCCGAUCGAGUGCCGUUUCGCCGUUCUCUAUUGAAAGAGAAAAGACUCAGCCGCGUGAGAGAUAAGUUCGUGAUUAACGUAUUAUUUGCAUAAAGUUUGAAUUUAGUUGUCUGUUGAAUUAUGCGUCUAUUGUUUCAAACAAAUAUUUGUAAAAUAUCUUUAGCUUAACGUAUUACUUAAGUAUAUGUCGACGUUGCUAUUUUAUCUACCUGUCACGUAUAUUAAUAUUUGCCAUCGUAUUAAUAAGUGACAUAUGACAAUAGGUAUAUGUAUUAUAAUAAUUGUAUUGCGUACGUAUAAAAUUGUUUUACAAUAGGUCAGAUAAUUACAAAGAGCACAAUAUAUAUGUGUGAAGCAAAGAUGAAAAAUGAAAUCGACAAGUUGUUUGCUUUCUAGAGGAAAGUUUCCUAUUACGGGAUAGGUUUCU